AUGCGUGAGGUUGAGUCUCGCACCCCGCUCCAAGCAGACACCUCGCUGAACUGUCUCCUGUACUGCGAGAUGGUCGACAACCACGAGAGGCCCAAGAACCUGACCUUGAACCACCAUGGCAACUUUGUCACCCGUGGAACAACUCUGACGGACUCGGAUGACCAAAUCGAUGGCGCUUUCGUUCUCGGCUACAAGCACUUUCUCGAGAGCUACCUCUUGCCGCGCAUCAAGGCUCUCAACCAAGCCAGUGACAUCUACGUGCAACCUGUCUCGUGGAUCAAAGACAACCGCGGUUACGGCGACCAUACGGUGAAUUGGGAGUACAGCGUCGGCCUUGAUCCCAAUCAUUCCAAGUCCAACGAUGCCGUCUACGACUACAAGCGUUACCCUGCAGCACAUGUCGAAGACAACAGUGUCGCCUACUAUGAGUUCAAAAAGCACAAUAUUCAGCAGUGCGCCGACUACGCAUUUGAUCCGAGCUCUCACCACAAAUACGUCCACCAAUCGGAUGCCAGCGUCAAGGUCACCUGGGAGAGCGGCGGCAAGACAUUCCACAUUGCUGGAGAGACAACAUACGUCUAUGACAGCAAGUGGUGCCACACCAAUGACUUCAACAAUGAGAGGGAGAUCUAUGGCAAACUGAAGUUGACCUACAAGAUCACAUGGAAUUUCGACAUCACCCUGGCAGACGCAAACAACGGUGUGCUCAACAUUGUGGUCGAUAAGAAGGAAGUCAACGGCAAUGUUGCCAACCUUGAGGUCGUGCCAAACAAGGAGGUGCAAACCGGAGUGACAACCCCAUCAGGCCAGGACAAUGAGAUAGCGGCCGAGUUCAAGCAGAAGCUCAAGACAUCCCUGGAUGUUUGUGUCAAGGACCUCCAGAACGGUUUGAUCAACACGGGCAAGUUUGUGUACCCCGGCAACGGUACGCUGCGGUUCUUGAACCCUUGCAUCAACCGCCAUGGCAAUGUCCUUGCUGAGUUGGAGUACCUCCCGCUUCAAAAGGGCGAGGUCAUUCAGGUUCCUGUGCCGCACAAAGCAGCUCUGCCGCAGAUUGUCAGGCCACCGGAGAACCCGGUGACGGUCAGCUCGGGCGUCUGCGCUCCCAGGCAGAAGAUGACCUGGAGCACCGUCCAAACCAACCCGGCGGCGAGCGAGUUGAAGGAGAUGACCACGGCUGAGAUCAAGAUCCUCGCCACGAACAACACAGGCAGCGAGCAGUACUUCGGCCAUCUAUCCGUCACCUUCAAAGCCGGAAAGGGACCAGGUAACUUGUUCGACGCGGCACACAUUCAACGAGCUGGCGCAGACACCAAAGGCGCGGCUCAGAUCCAGCCAGGUUCCGAGACCAAGGCGGGCGACGAAGAGUCAGAGCCCAAGUACACUAUCGACCUUGACAUAUCUGAAGGUAUCGAUGGGGCCGACAAGAAGAUUGGACUGUCGCAGAUUGGUCAAAUCGCCAACAGUGACAUCAUCUUGUGGCAGGCCAUUGUGAGCGCGAAGAAGGAGCAGGCCAUCAUUGUCCCGCCCGGCGGUUAUGUUGGGUUCAAGUUCUUUAUCCGGACUGGAGGUGAAGGCAGUUACACGCACACCGUGUAUGAGUCCUUCAGGGACGAGAACGAUCCCACCGAGCCGCCUGCCGAUGGUCCUAUCAACAGUGGGAACUGCAACUCCAUCGUUGUGCUUGCGCCGAACCCUGAAGCUAGAGCGGCAGAGGUUGCUAAGAAGGAGGCUGCUGAGAAGGCUGCUGCUGAGAAAAAGGAGGGCGCCGAGAAGAAGGCUGCUCAUGAGAAGAAGGAGGGUGGCGAGAAGGAGGCUGCUGCUGACGAAGCCGCUGUCGACAAAACAAAGGAUUCUGGAGUUUGA
This is a messenger RNA of Podospora anserina S mat+, 1866 nucleotides long. RefSeq lists its product as uncharacterized. NCBI's taxonomy places the organism in Eukaryota, Fungi, Ascomycota, Sordariomycetes, Sordariales, Podosporaceae. The record is from RefSeq and is a predicted model, not a curated record. The coding region runs from base 1 to 1866 and encodes 621 amino acids. The transcript has 4 exons.